AGAGAAGGCCCAGCAUACCUCGCAGGGCAGGCCACCGACCGCGUGAGCCAUCCGCAGCAAAGUCGCGCCACCCCAGGCGGUUUUAGCCUCCAGCGUGGCAGUGGUCUACACAGCGCAUCUCAUCACGACUUGGCCACGAACUCUAGGGACACGUGCAGCUUGCUGUGGAUGGAAGUACACGAGCUCGCACUGGUCAGCUACAGUGCUGGGAUCAGCGCGUGCGAGAAGGGUGAGCAGUGGCCGAGGGCCAUAUCGCUGCUCAACGAGAUGCUGGCUGUGAAGGUGGAGCCCGGCGUCAUUACUUACAGUGCCGUGCUCAGCGCGUGCGAGAAGGGCGAGCAAUGGCAACGGGGUCUGUCGCUGCUCCACGACAUGCUGGAGAUGGAGUUGGAGCCCGACGUUAUCAUCUACAGUGCUGCGAUCAGCGCGUGCGAGAAAGGCGAGCAGUGGCAGCGGGCCGUGUUACUGCUCAGGAGCAUGCGGGCGGACGGGCUGGAGCCUAACGCCUUCAGUUACAACGCUGGGAUCAGCCGCGUGCGAAAAGGGCGCGCAGUGGCAGCGGGCGCUGGUGCUGCUGAGUGAGACGCGGGAGGCGAGGCUGAAGCCCAGCUCACCUACAACGCUGGGAUCAGCACGUGCGAGAAGUGCGAGAAGUGGCAGCGAGCUCUGGCGCUGCUGAGCGAGAUGCGGGAGGCGAAGCUGGAGCCCGACGUCGGCAGCUUCAACGCGGGCAUCAGCGCGUGCGAGAAGGGUCGGCAGUGGCGGCGGGCUCUGGCGCUGCUUGGCGAGAUGUGGGAGGCGAAGUUGGAGCCCGACGUCAUCAGCUUCAACGCUGGGAUCAGUGCUUGCGAGAAGGGGCAGCAGUGGCAGCGGGCGCUGGCGCUGCUGGGCGAGAUGUGGGAGGCGAAGCUGGAGCCCAAUGUCAUCAGCUACAACGCUGGGAUCUACUCGUGUGAAAGGUCCGCCCAGUGGCGGCAGGCGUUGUCGCUGCUCGGCAAGAUGCGGGACACGAACUUGGAGCCGAACGGACUCAGCCACCACUUGAGCAUCACAGCGUAUGAGAGGUCGUCUGGCAGUUUGGCAGGAUUCCCAGGCUGUCGUGGGAUCGGUCUUUCGCGCUUUCGAGUUUCUUGCGAAGCACUGUGCCUGUGGGACGCAGCUGGGUAAGAAUUGUGGUUGCGUGGACGGGCACCCGUAUUUUGAAUUUGGCAGCGGCAUUCCAUCGACCAGGAAGCCGUUGUCGAUAGAAUUACAUGGGUCCGCCUUGGCGCUAGGAUCAGCACGAAUGACAGGGGCGAGCACCGAGAGCGGGCCCUGCCGCUGCUCAGCGAGAUGUCGACGCUGGCGUUGGAGCUCACUGUCGACAGCUGCUCGGCGAGUUGCGGGAUGCGAAGUCGGAGCCCAACGUCAUCCGUGGCGCCGCUGGGGUCAGCGCGUGCGAUAAAAGGGCGCUCAGUGGCAGGUGGGCUUUGGCGCUGCUCAGCGAAGUGCGGGAUGCGAAGCUGUAGCCCAGCGUCAUCUGUACUAUACUUCUGGGCCGUGCGCGCGCGAGGA
Messenger RNA from Prorocentrum cordatum, 1554 nucleotides. The record is from the annotation of a GenBank genome assembly. NCBI's taxonomy places the organism in Eukaryota, Dinophyceae, Prorocentrales, Prorocentraceae.